GUAGAGUUGAGAGUUGAGACAGGUACCAGCAAACCAAACCGAACGACCGCUGCCUGAGGUGACGUCAGUGAUGAUGAAUGGAGAGUGGCAUAUAUUGGCUGGGAGAAGAAGUCCACGUUUCGUUUAGGGUCGGAUAAUGGUUGAAGCUGGGAUUAAACUGUGAAACUCGUCAUCGCAAUUCGCCACAUUGGCCGCUAAAUUUUUCUGUGGAAAAGCUUUGAAGAAGUUUGGAAUAGUGAGAAGAAGAUGACGCUCAAAGUUUAUGUGGAUCGCAUGUCCCAGCCAUCCAGGGCUGUCAUUCUCUUCUGCAAACUGAACCGGAUUGACUUUGAGGAGAUCAAAGUAGACUUGUCUAAGCGUCAGCACUUGUCUCCUGAAUUUGCAGAGAUUAACCCUAUGAAGCUAGUUCCUGCUAUUGUUGAUGGAAGAUUCAAGCUGUUUGAGAGUCAUGCGAUCCUCAUCUAUCUAGCUUGCGUAUUUCCUGGAGUUCCUGAUCACUGGUAUCCAGCUGAUCUUUUCAGGAGAGCUAAGAUUCAGUCAGUGCUUGAUUGGCAUCACACAAGCUUGCGCCGUGGUGCAGCUACAUUUGUUCUAAACAAGGCAUUGGCACCUGCACUUGGACUGCCCUUGAAUCCAAAAUUAGCGGCAGAAGGCGAGAAGAUUUUAACUGCAUCCUUGUCAAAGUUGGAGUCUUUCUGGCUCAAGGGCAGUGGGAAAUUCUUGCUCGGUGGAAAUCAGCCUUCUAUAGCAGAUAUCAGCCUCGUAUGUGAAUUAAUGCAAUUGGAGGUUUUGGAUGACAUGGAUCGAAACCGAGUUCUCAGUCCUCAUAAGAAGGUUCUACAAUGGAUCGAGUAUACAAAGGAUGCUACCAGUCCUCACUUUGACGAAGUGCACCGAGUCCUCUUCAAAGUGAAAGAAAUGUUGAAGACUUUGAGGUCAACUGAAUCUAGCUUAAACAAAAAAGUGCAGUCCAGGAUGUGACUAAUCCCCACUGUUAUUUACAAU
Molecule: messenger RNA, 1005 nt
Organism: Linum trigynum
Lineage: Eukaryota; Viridiplantae; Streptophyta; Magnoliopsida; Malpighiales; Linaceae
Source: the annotation of a GenBank genome assembly